AUGUCCAACCUUUCCAAGUCUGAACAACAACAACCUUUAAAUUCCCUUCCAUCGCUAGAGUUGUUUCGAAAGGAACCUUCCCGAACUCUAAAAGCUUUUCUAAAACUCUCCAACAUUGAAUGGGUGCAAAUUCUUGCCUAUGGAGUGUUUGAUCAAGAUUUUAGAGAAUGUUUGAAUAUAUUUUUGAGUUGUAAAACCAUGUAUGAAAUAACUCAUGAGAAUGAUUGGUUUUGGAAGCUCCUGGUUCAUAUCAUGUUGUGGCCUCAUGUCAAGAAAAAUCGUGGAUGUUAUGGUUCCAUUCCUACCAUGGGAAAGUUUAUAAGAGAUAUUGAUUCCUUGACAGUGUUGGCUCGGAAAACAAAAUUUGAUACACGAUCGAUCAAGAGAUGA
Naegleria fowleri is the source of this 390-nucleotide messenger RNA. RefSeq lists its product as uncharacterized. Bases 1 to 390 code for a protein of 129 amino acids. Lineage: Eukaryota; Heterolobosea; Eutetramitea; Acrasida; Naegleriidae. The record is from RefSeq and is a predicted model, not a curated record. The transcript has a single exon.